Molecule: messenger RNA, 1552 nt
Organism: Erigeron canadensis
Lineage: Eukaryota; Viridiplantae; Streptophyta; Magnoliopsida; Asterales; Asteraceae
Exons: 7
Coding region: 94-987 (297 amino acids)
Source: RefSeq, a predicted model, not a curated record
ACACACACACAUAUCAAAUUAUCAAUCAAUUAAUCAUCACUACAAUAAUCUGUUACAGGGUUCACCUAAAAAAUAAAAAAAACAGUCAUAAAAAUGUCACACAUAUUACGUCCCCUAAUCCUAUUAUCACCGUCAUCCAAACAACCUCUCCGCCGAUGCUUAACUUCCAUCCUAACAACCUCAACUACCUCUCCAUCACCGUCAACUACUCUCACAAAUCCUUUCAUUUUUAUCCACCGGAAAAGCCUUCACGUUGCUCGAUCCCGCGGUCUCCGGCCGGCCGACGUCCCGGUACCGGCGGAACUCAAUCAGAGCGAUAACGAAUCGGAUUCUGAUCGGAAAAGUAGGAAUGAGAAGAAACGUGAGGCGCGCCGUGGUUUUCGCUGGGCUACGGAAAUUGCUGAGUUUAAUGAUUCGCAAAUUAAACGUAUUCUCAGAGCGGUUUCGCUUGAAAAAGAGGUGUUUGAUGCUGUCAUGUUGGUGAAGAGAUUAGGUCGUGAUGUCCGAGAGGGGAAGCGAAGGCAGUUCAGCUAUAUAGGAAGGCUAUUGCGUGACGUGGAACCUGAAUUAAUGGAUGGAUUAAUAAGAGCAACAAAAGAUGGCGAUCAGCAGAAGUUACAACAGUUAUCUGGUUCAGAUAAAUUGGAUCUGGGAGGGAUCAGUGAAGAGGAAGAAGAAAGCAACACUGAGGAUGAAGACGAGAUGUAUGGUGAUUACAAUGAUUUAGCAACCAAAUGGUUUGAUGGCUUGGUAAACAAAGAUGUCAGUAUUACUAAUGAGAUAUACUCUCUUAGUACUGUUGAGUUUGAUCGUCAAGAGUUACGUAAACUUGUCCGAAAUUUCUGCUCCGUGCAAGACCGUAAUGCCGUAUCAGAGGAAAAUGGAGGAGAAACGGACAAAAAACUAUUGAAAGCCAAAAAAUACCUAACACGAUUUCUCGUUGCUCUUGCUAAGCAGCUUCCAACUGAAGAAAACUAUAUACUUUAGUCUUCAUAUUCCAAACUAAGAAAAAUGACAUUAUCUCGUAGGCUAAUAUUAUUGGGGAUUUAGGAGCUUAUUAAGCUCUUCUCUUGUGAUAACAUAUUUUCUUUAGUUGCUUCCGCAGACCUCUGGGUAUAUAUUAAGGCAGUUUAGUUUGUAACAUGUGUGGAUAUUGUUGAAGUAUGCCUAUGACCUGCAGCGGUUUAUAAUGGAUUCUGAGCCAAAGGAAAACCAGGUUGUAUGUUCAAACUUAAGGGAAACUGAAGGCGAAUGGCUUCAGGUGUGGCUUGUGGGUUCUGAUUUCUACUACAGAUCUGAGCCAUUAGUGGAACUUAUAAAUUUUCAGCGGUGUCUCAGUUUUUCCUUUCUUUCAAUCUGUACAACUAACAAUCUGUUUGAUGUUUUUGGGAAAAGGUUUAGAAUAUAGGUAGGAUAGGACGUUUAUUUAAAUCUAUAAUAGUGCAAUAAAACUAGACCUCGCUAAUUUUUUUGAUGUGGCAUGCUUUGUAAUGUUGUGAGAUCACAACACCGCGUUCAUAAUGCAAUUUGUCUUCAAAUAGGUGCAGUUUUA